Molecule: messenger RNA, 1347 nt
Organism: Clupea harengus (Atlantic herring)
Lineage: Eukaryota; Metazoa; Chordata; Actinopteri; Clupeiformes; Clupeidae
Product: microfibril-associated glycoprotein 4-like
Exons: 5
Coding region: 1-933 (310 amino acids)
Biological process (GO): elastic fiber assembly
Source: RefSeq, a predicted model, not a curated record
AUGACCCGGCGGCCGAGAGCGCGGCCCAUCCAAUCAGAGCGGGGCGAACAGUGGCAGAACGCAGUGGGCGGACGGAUCGUUCCGCCGCCCCGGUGCCAGGCAGGCGGUGAGGAAGGAGGCGUGGAGAGGGUGAAGGAGACGGAUGAGCCCGGCUGGCAGGACUGUCAAGGAGAAGCCGCCUGUCUGUCUGUGUGCUUGCGUGCCUGCAAGCGCGCCUGCAUUCAGUGUGUUGUAGUUCUCCUCCUGCCCUGGCUGGGGCAGUGUAACCUCCAGUAUCCUACUGACUGUGCAGACCUGCUCUUAAGUGGCAGCAGAGUCAGUGAAGUUUACACCAUCUAUCCGGAUGGCGUUAGCUCUGCUGUUCAGGUCUACUGUGAUAUGGGCUGUGAGGACAUCAAGGAGGAGGGUGGAUGGACUGUGUUUCAGAGGAGAGUGGAUGGCACUGUGAACUUCUUCAGGCCUUGGAACCAGUACAAGGACGGGUUUGGCAACGCCUCUGGAGAGUACUGGCUGGGAUUAGAGUUACUACACACACUCACCAGCAAUAGGAGUUACAAGCUAAAAGUGGACAUGGAGGACUUUGAGGGCAACAGGGUUUUUGCCAAGUACUCCUCCUUCUUUGUCAGAUCAGAGAAAGAGGGGUACAAGCUGACUGUCGGUGGCUUCACCAACGGAGGCGCUGGAGACUCUUUGACUCGACACAAUGGGCAAAAGUUCAGCACGUUUGACAAGGACCAAGACAACUAUUCUGGAAAUUGUGCCAACGUUUUUUUCGGGGGCUUCUGGUAUGACAAAUGCCAUGUUUCCAAUCCCAAUGGCCUUUACUUGUGGGGCCCUACAAGCCACUUUGCUGUUAGUGUGAAUUGGCAGGCCUUCAAAGGAUACCAUUAUUCGCUGAAAUCCAUCACUAUGAAGAUUAGACCUGAGGUUUAGGCAGCUGUUGAAGUGUCUAUGUGUUAGAAGGGAUGCAUUCUGAAGAAGUGCACCUAUUAUUAAUUAUCUCUGUCUCUUCUAUCUUUUGGGGUGUUUAUAAAGAGGGAAGUGGGUCAUAUCAGUUCCACUACCCACACAAGCUUAUUAGACCUUAAUCAGUAUAAUGAACUUAAAAUCUUACUAAUUUGACUGGGAUGACCUUUUGUUCACAUAAAAUGCAGCUGUUUUACCUCUGCAUUAGUCGCUCUAUUUGUGUGUUUUAAGAUAUUUUAACACGAUGGUCUGUGCAGAAAAAUGUCUUCAUAUCUGUAAUGGGUGUGGUGUAUUUCUCGGGGUCUUAAAGCAUAAUAAAAAUCGGAAGCAUAAUUGUUGUCCUGUCCUGGAGUUUAUAUUUGGAUCUUCUGCCUACAAAAC